Molecule: messenger RNA, 1016 nt
Organism: Austrofundulus limnaeus
Lineage: Eukaryota; Metazoa; Chordata; Actinopteri; Cyprinodontiformes; Rivulidae
Product: synaptonemal complex protein 2
Source: RefSeq, a predicted model, not a curated record
GGUUUUCUUUGGGGUUCGAUCCACCUGCUGAAGGAGGAAGUGGAUCACUACACUCUGCAGGUGCACCAUGAUGAAACGAUCCUCAGUGUCAGGAUGACCAAUCCCAUCAUGCAUCACAGCUGCAGAGGCCAGACGGUGGAGCUGACCUUCAGCUACGAUCACCAUGAAGAGCUGGAGGAGGCAGCAGCCAGGGUCUUCAAUAAAGGACCGUGCUCCUCCCGACAACCAGUCAAAGGUGGACCUGUUCAGGUGUCGUCCUGUCAACAUAAACCCAGGAGUCAGACCUACAGUCGGAAGAAAGCCACAAACAAGAGUCAGCUAAGAGUUUUACCUCUGUCGUCUCCAAGCAGUGAAGAGGAUUUCUCUUCUCCAAAGCCCAGAGCCACGGACCGAGCAGAGACGCUCUUUGAUCAGAUCCAACACUCCACUCCCAAACUGAACAAUGUUUUCCAGAUGUUACCUUUGGAUAUUGCUGAUCAUGUCAACAUCUCAGAAGCUAACCUGGCAGACUUGUACCAACCUGUGCCAGUGGUUGAAAAUGGGGAGGAGCUUCAAAUCUCUAAAGAUCAGACUGUGGAGCUUGGAAAUGAGUGCAGCCCUGCUUCUAAAAUGGAAGUUCUGAGGAAGAGGGAGGCUCCAGAUUCAGGCUACCUGUCAGACCAGACUGAGGAUGUGUCGGCCCACAAAAAGAGGGCGGGGCCUCCCAAUAAGAAGGAGGAGUCUAAAUCAGCAUUAACUGAUUAUUCACCUGAAGGGGCGGGGCUAACUGUAGAGGAGGACGUCCUCAAAGAUGGAGUGUGGGCAGUUGGCCUGGGGAGGCAACCUGUAUCUGAACAGGGGGCGGAGCCAGAGUCUCAGCUGGCCUUUGACAUCACAGCUGCCUUCAAAUCCUUUAGAGCACAGCUGGAGCAGCACCUCAAGGGCUGUUGGCAGAAAGAAGAAACUCAAGUUUUUCAGUCGAUGCAGGAAUGUCAACAACACGUCUCGUCACUGCUGAGAGCUGUCCAUCAACACAG